Cydia strobilella is the source of this 7173-nucleotide messenger RNA. RefSeq lists its product as uncharacterized. Bases 576 to 4244 code for a protein of 1222 amino acids. The transcript has 15 exons. NCBI's taxonomy places the organism in Eukaryota, Metazoa, Arthropoda, Insecta, Lepidoptera, Tortricidae. The record is from RefSeq and is a predicted model, not a curated record. Gene Ontology annotation, molecular function: protein binding.
GCGGUCUCUAUUUAUAGUGUCUCGCAUCUAUUUCACUGUUAGCCCGCAGUGCAGAAAUGUCCGGAGACGCGAACGUCCAAAAACAAGCGCGGAAGCACCGAAAAACGCGCGAGAUAUUGCGACCGCGCGGGCGCGUCCUCACGUCGAUAAUGUUCGGUGAUCGAUCGAUUCUACAUAUCCAAUCUACCCGACUCUGAUAAUCAGAUCUGACCAACUGACGCGAAUUAAAUCCCAGUACUCAUUAGACGAUGCAAUUACGCGCAAUCACGGCACGCGAGCUUAUGCAACCGUUUUCAACACCACCUGUUUGUUACAGUGCCGUAUCCAGUAAUCAUUUUACGGUGUAUGAAAGUGACCGAGUGUUUGUGAUACUAGUUUCCUAGUUAAAAUAGGCCAUUUUUGUGUUGCUCAUAUAUUUUAUGUUUCGGGUGAAAAACAAAUAUGACAUUGGAACUAUUUUACGCUUCGCCUGGCGACGCGCCAAAAUUAACACUGAACAGCUGACUGUAAAUAAACAAGUGUUUGCUGAUAAAAACGUAACGUGUUAUUGACAAACAAUCAAGAAAAUUAUCAACAUGUCCGAAAAAAAAGACGGUGAUCAUAGUGACGAUCCCAUAAUAGAUGAUAAUGUAAUUCGAAUUCAACUGAGAAAGCCCUGCCAACAAAAAUGGGAAUUACGGACGCGAAAUCUGUCUCCUGGGAUCAGAUUUCCUACGAUACAACUUUUUGAUAGUGAAGGAAAUCUCCUCGUGGAGACAAAUGAUGAAAACGUUUCCAUAAAGACUUGCGAUGAGCACUCCAUCAGGGGAAGCCAGUCGUUGCGGGAGAAAGAUUUCAAACAUUGCAUUAGCAAGAACUCGAUAAGGAAACAUAAUUCCGUCGCUGGAGACAAAAUUUAUACAAGAGUAUUUCGUAUGCCUGUCGUAAUUAACGAUAAUGUUGAGGGAGAUAAUAAACGUUACAUUAUACGAAAUUCCGGCAGUGUAACAAACAUUCCAAGUAAACUUACAUUAAACACGAACUUUUCUAAUUUGCAAAUAAAUAGCCUCGAAACCACCCCUUUCCAGUCCGAAGGCGCUAGUGAAGUUAGCAGUUACAAAAGUUCUGACAACGAUAGCUGUAUCGAUGACACGAAGCCAAUAUCGAAUGAAACCGAAACCAAGUCAAUAUUGAAAAUGAAUGGCAUAACUUCAACAGAAAGUUCGUCUGAAUUUUCAAUGGAUGCAAAAAAGAAUGAAUCUGAAUUUGAAAUAGGUACGAUGCUUCAUAAAUCCCAGUCAUUGAAAGAUGCCAUUCAAAGAAGAGGUUCCACAGAAGGGCAUAAAAAUGACACUUUGGCGCGUUCCAAAUCUGGAGUUUUGUAUAAUGGGCCUAGCAAUAAGAUAUCGUUCCUGAACACUUACUUAAAAAGCCUACCCUCGCGGUCCGGGUCUAAUCCGGAUUGGUGUACUGUACACAGGCGAAAAACAAUGAAAUUUUCACUAAAUUCUGCCGAAGCAUUGAAGCACCACGAGUCACCUGAAUUUUUUUUACGAAAACCAUGCCUUCAAAAAGUACGGGAUAACACAUCAGAGAACGGAUUCAUUAAUAUUCCCACGGACGCGGCGACGGCUUGUGAAAUGAAUAAACGCCUAAAAAUGUACAGACGUGGCUUUUCAGAAAUCGAACCACGGAAUCAUUUAGAGAGUGUGACUAUGAGACAGCGGAGUCACUCCGUGUCGGAAAACUUGCGGAUUGUCCGCACUUCGUCGUCCGAAAGUGUGGACGAAGCAGACAUGGUGCUUAGCCGACUGAAGAGGAGAAUACUCAAGAAUAAGUUGAGAGAGAAAAAGCGGAGCCUUGGUUCUAAGUACCUUUUCAAUAACCGCAACUGCCGCUGGAGUAACGAUCAGUCAACAGAAGAUUGGCGCGAUGCGGGGGGCGGGGCCCUGCUGAGGUCCCGCCACGGUAUGGGCUCUAACAUCAGCCAGCACUCCGCCAAAGGGCUAAAAGGUCGACGCGCCAGGUCUAGUGGCGACCUUUGCAAUGGCGACACCAAGAGCCAGACUGAAAGUUCCGUCUGCGGAUCUGUGGUGGGCGACGCCAUGGGCUGGAACAGGUCGCUGCCAAAUCAUUUGGACGGAAAUAGACAUUUAGCUGAAUACAGCCGGGUGAACAACAGCUAUGGGGAGUUCGGAACAUACAACAGAACACAUCCUAAAGGAGGACGCGGACUACGAUACCGAGUGUCCAAAUCUGGGUCGGACGCAGAGCCCGUAUGGAAGCUACAGGACCCGGGCUUCGACCAGGGCUACGGCUCGGAGCGGUCGCCGGAGGACGACUACGUGCCGCCCAUCGUUCCCGCCGCUGUCUCCGCCGUCUCCCUGCAGGAGUACGAGGCGGAGCUGAGAGUCAUGUACCCAUUCAUCAAUGAUGAAAAUACAUUCACCGUAGUAGUGGAGAAGGACGGCCGAGGCCUAGGUAUGUCAGUGUGCGGCGGAGGAGGCCUAGUACGGAUCCGGCGGUUAUACCCGCCGCAGCCAGCAUGGAAGACCGGCAAGCUAGCCCCCAAAGAUCUCCUGCUCGCGGCCAACGGCGUGCCGCUCGCUGGGCUAAGCACUUAUGAAGCCCUGGAGGUGCUCCGGACGGCGUCGCCGAGGGUCGAGCUGCGAGUCUGCCGGCCUCCCCACGACGUGCUGGAGAGCGUGACCCCGCCUGACCCCCCGACGCCGCCUGCGAGGACCCCUCACCCACCACACUUACCGCUACCGCAGCAUCUGCCGUUAGAUCCGCUCAACUGUCAUCCAUUGCACGCGAGGUUAUCAGCAACAACUAGCAGUGCGACCACCUCGUCAUCUGAAGGGCGAGGGCGGCGCGAGGCGAGCCCCGAACCAGACCGGCGGGAGCUACGUCUUCCGGACCUCGACCGUCCGCUCCCCGUCUACGACAUACAAUACGGGGAUGAUGGAUCGGUGGAGUUCGACAUAGUGAUGACGAAAGUUAACGGCUCACUGGGUUUCACACUCCGUAAGGAGGACCAUAGCGCGCUAGGGCACUACGUGCGCGCCCUGGUGCGCGAGCCCGCGCUCAGCGACGGCCGGAUACAGCCCGGCGACCGGAUUGUCGCGGUGAACGACACAGCGAUGUCGAACAUGUCGCAUGCAGCGGCCGUGGCGUUCCUGCGCGCGUGUGGCUCGGAGGUGCGUCUGCGGCUGUACCGCGACCACGCAGCGACACCACUGUCGCCCAUGUCACCCAAGGAGGAGCCUACCGACUCUGACCCAGCACCGCCCCGGCCUAAACCCCCGCUAAGGCCCGAAGCGGUGUCGAUGUUGUGCGACCUGGCGGCGCGGCGACUCACCCCCGACGCGGUGGACGGCUCACGCUCCCCCUGCCUCUCGCCCCGCAAGUUCCGCAGACUGACCAAGGACAACAACCACUAUGAGCAGCCUAAUGAUGCGCCAACACAACCGACUGAACUAAAGUCACAUAUGGAAACUCCGGAAAGGCGGGUGUCUCGGGCACACUCUGUAGCUCUGGCCAGCCCCACCGCCCCGCCGACUUGUAGAAAACAAAAGCUAAGCCUGGCAGUACCACCGCACGCAUAUGAACUAAAUAAUUUAGACAACGAUGCGUUGGAUGCUCGCAAUGCCUACCAGGAGGACCGGAACCGGCAGAGAUACGAGCCCUCGUUCGUAGACUCUGAUGAGCCGGUUUCCAUGCCAGCUGAACUGUCCAGCGAUGAGGCGAGAUUUAAACAUUCUACUCCCAUGUACCAAAGUGCUGUACUGAUGACUUCUGACGGAGAAGUUAAGGAUGACAGCGGAUUGAAGAAGUGGAAAGCAGUCGCUCUAUCGCCGGACAGCGAGCGGAAGGCGAAGGAAGCGCGGGCGCCGUCCGCCGCGAAGCCGAAGGAGGUCGAGAUCGUCCAGAAGGAGAACAUACAACCUGACCCAAAUAACCUAGACAGCAAUCAUUCGGAGCCUACAAUAAUGACGGUGGAGCUGAACCGCGGGUGGAACAGCAGGCUGGGGUUUAGCGUGCAGAGCCACCCGGACUCGGGGCAGAGCUACAUCUCCGCCGUGUACAGCGACAGUGUCGCCGCGCGCGACGGCCGGCUGCGACGGGGAGACGUCAUCCUACAGGUCAACGAUGAAAACGUGACGUCAAUGAAAACUCCAGAAGUAAUAGACUUGCUCCGGUUGCUCCGCGGCUCUAUCUGCAUCACCGUGCUGAGGCCCCCGAACGGCCCGAACCCACAGUGAACGCGACAACCAACUACUUAACUCCAAAGAAUAGUAUCUUCAAUAUUGCUUUAAGACAGAUACGUUAGGCCUAAAUGGAAUGGCUAAACUUUCAUCCCUGGUCUAUUUCAAGCUUUUUGACUAAGAAGUGCAUAAGCCAAUAGUUGUGUUUUUAUUUUCAAUUGGCUUAUUAACAAGUGACACGCAACAUAUCUCAAUGGUGUAUCUCCAGUAAUUUAAAAUAAUCUAUUUGUAAAAUAGAUAUGAAAUUUAUUUGCGUGGAGUGACAUUUCACAAUUAAUGAGCAGAGGCUCUUAAAAAUCUGUUUAAAGUUCCUAAACUUUGGCUCAGAAUUUAUUCCACGUCAGCCCGAGAAACUAUAGAUUUUUAAUAGGAUAUCUAACAUGUAAUAAAACACUAUUAUUGUUAAUAAGUUACCUUAUAGUAUACAUAAUGUUAACUUGCGAAAUUGAUCUCUUUAGGAUUCUCAAAUUUUAAUUCAAGUUUUAUUAAAUUGUAAUUAUUAAAAAUAAUACGUUAUUUAAAUAAAAUUAAUCACCAUCACACGACCAACCUUGCGCAACGAAUAAAAUAUCAAAUUAUUUUCAACGUAUAAAAACUCUUAGUAAUAAUUUUCUUGUCAUAUAUAAUGAUAUGUAAAGUAAUGAAAGUGCAUUCCACAAGAUUGUACAUAAUGUAACAUAAAAUAACAUAAAAGGUAGUUUGUCGUAUCGGAUUCACCGUAGUCAAAAGUACCAUUACAAAUGAUAACUUGAAGUGGUACCAGAGACGGGUGCAUUGUAUGGUGUGUCCGUAGAUUUAUGAUGUUUGUGUAAAUAGUAGAGUGUGUAACGAGAGCAUUAAACAAUCCCUUUGUCAAUUCAAAUUGGCUUGCUCGAGCUAUAAACUCUGCUUUUGACUACGAUUGGGUUGAAAAUAAAUAUAAAUAAAUAUAAAGUUAAUUUAUCGUACCUAUUUAAAUUCGUAGCACCUUGACCCUGCCUGUACGGGAGCAGAGAUCAGGCGGUUUGGCACUUGCCUGUGGUGGGUUGUGGCAGUGGGCUCUCUAUUGCAAACACAAUGUGGUCUUAGGUGAUUAUACAUUUAUUCACUACAGCAUGAAACCCUAUUUUAUGCAGCCCAUUUCCUUCCUUAAAGACGAACAUUACGAGCAUGAGAAGUGCAGCACGUAUGGAAAUAGUAGUCAGACCCAAAUCCAAUUAACGGAAUAUUGGUAACAUAAAGUUAAUGUUAAUGCACACCACAGUUUCCAAUAGGUACUGAAAAUUCUAGUCAAAUCUAAAUUAUAAUCGAAAUAAUCUCGUUAUAGUCUUUGAUUAUAAAUAAAUAUAAUGAUAUUGAGUAUUCUUAAACACGUAUAUUUAAAAGAAAACGAUAUUAUACAUAGAUAAAAAAGUACUAACAGAAAGUUAUAUUAAAUAGAUAAUUCUUAAAUGAUUUCGUAUAAAGGUGUUGUCAACUCAGAAGAUUUUAUCGACAAAUCAACUCAAAAAAUCUAUUUUAUUAUUAUGGUAUUAGAUUUUAAGGUGAAAAUGUAGAAAAUCCUUGCACAUAAUAAACCUGAACGAACGAAACAACUGAUAUUCUAAAAUUAUUGUGAUGGAUAUGUGUUAAUAUUAACUACUGUAAAUGUGACUUCUAGAGUAAAGAUAUAGUCUGUUGUCGUUAGGGAAAAUGAAUGAAUUGAUGUAUCUAUAGGACGGUUAUCCAUAUUCAAACACUCGCUUAUUUAAUGUCAACGUAAAAAGUUGUAGAGCGAAACUCAUAGGUACAUGUUCUAAAACGACAUUUGAUUUUUGAAAGCACGAUCUUGAUUUAAAUAUUAUUGACAGCUAAUGCAUCUCGCUCGUAUUAUUUUUAUAUAACCACACUCUCACUAAUAGGUGUAUAUAUACAAAUAUAUAAUAUAUAUAUAUAUAUAUACGUCUUACAGCUCGCAUUUUUCAACCUAUUUUCGUGAAAUUUUGUGUCCAGGUUUGGUAAUUUUAUAGUUUAUUUUUUUAAAUCAGUUUGGAACUUCAAAAUGUCGGAGCCAUGGAUCUGUUACAUCUUCCCAGGAAAACCGCACCAACAAGUUUUACAUCAAUGCUUUGUACGCACACUCUUGCACAAUUAUUUCAUUUUAUUUAAAAUAUAUUUUAUUUAUUUGUGACUCCGCAGCAUUCCACGUUGACUUGGAACAAAAUAAAGACUUGCGCACGGAGAGAAAGACGUAGGUUUGUUUUUUUAGUUGUAAUUACCCAUUGAUUUACCUUAAUGGAGAACAACUACAUCAAUAGCAAAUCAAUAGCAUGAUGACUUGAUGACAUAUUCAGAAAAGAAAACAUAAAAACUUUAGACAUUCCAAUAAGAAAUAGGCAAUAUGUAAGUCAAAAGUAUAUCUGCGAUUGGCAACUGGUGAAUGCCACUAACAAUAAGAAAAAGAGCAGUACAACAAAGUGAACAGAGUAACAAAAAUACACAUUUUACCUGUACAUUACCUAUAGCUCGUAAUACCUACGUGCGCGAUAGUCAAAGUACCUACUUCUUGAUACCAAUAUACCAUAUCACGUGCUAUUUUUUUUUUCCUAGAAUAUCAAAUUAAUUUUCACGUCUUUUUAUUUUGCUCAAUUACCUAUAUGUUAAAUUGGUUUUAAUGAAGUGUAAUUAAUAAUAAUUAUGAUUGUGUCAUCUAUGUUAUAACACGGUUUGUUUCAGUUCAGACUUGUGAGCGUUACACGGUUACAUUUUACCACUUGUAUGAGUUGCUUGUAUAGAUGUGAAUGUUGCGAUGGAUGCCUUAAAAAUAAAGACUAGGCCAUAUUUAUGUUACUGGAAUGAUGGAAUUACUUUAAGGAAGUAAGGAUAUGUGUCAGUCAAGAACAAAAGGAUGUACGAUAUAGGUACUUAAUUAUGGUACUAUAACAUAAAAUAAAGAAUAAUAAAUUAA